CUCAAGGGGUAUCGCCCGAAUCGCGGUCGGCGGGGGCGGCCGGGCGGGGCGGCGGUGCGUGGAACAGGGUUAGACGCGGGGACCCGCAGCGGUCGGCCGUUCCGGGCUGAGUUCACGCGGCGCUGUGUUUGCGGUGCGGUGCAACGCGCAGCCGUGACGCCUCGGUGAUCAGCUGGAUUGGUGUCAGUCUCACAAAGAUCUGAUGGUGAUGAUCCAAGAAAUCAAAAACUGUUUGCCUGAAGAGAAAAGGAGUUCCAGCAAGCCCAGCACUGUUAGUGCUCUCAAUUACGCUUUACGGUGUGUACAGCAGGUCCGAGCAAACAAUGAGUUUUUCCAGGCUCUUGGUGAUCGAAGAGUGUUCCAGACGGGUGUGAUGACAUACAGCAUAGGAGAGUUGGUGACAGUUGCAUCAGAACACACUCCAAAAAACAGUGACACCUUUGUGGCUGUGUUUUCCCUGCUCUCCGGGCGCAUAUUGCAUAUUUCUGAGCAGGCAGCAUCCAUUCUAAACCAUAAGAAGAAAGUCUUGGAAUCCUCCCGGUUUGUAGAGCUUCUUGCCCCUCAGGAUGCAAGUGUGUUCUAUGCACACACUGAUCAGUCUCACUUGCCACUUUGGUGCACGGAAAGUCAAACAGCCUCACUGUAUGACUAUGCCCAGGUGAAAUCCUUUUUCUGCAGGAUCAGAGGUGGUAAAGAUCAAGAACAAGAAAUGCACUGGUACCCAUUCCGAAUCACCCCAUACUUGGUCCAUGUCUGCACCGCUGUCCAUGUGGAUGCAGAGGCCUGCUGCUUGGCUUUGGCUGAGAAAAUUCACUCUGGAUAUGAAGCUCCUCGAAUUCCUAUGGAUAAAAGAAUCUUCACCACUACUCACACUCCGGGAUGUGUUUUUCUUGAGAUAGAUGACAGAGCAGUGCCUUUGUUGGGUUACUUACCUCAGGAUUUGGUUGGAACGUCCAUACUGAUGUAUUUGCAUCCAGAAGAUCGUCCUUUAAUGAUCACUAUUCACCGUAAAAUCCUGAAAUUUGCUGGGCAGCCUCCUUUUGAAUACCUACCCAUUAGGUUUUGCACUCAAAAUGGGGAUUAUGUCAUCCUGGAUACCAGCUGGUCCAGUUUUGUGAAUCCAUGGAGCAGGAAAGUAGCAUUCAUCAUUGGCCGACACAAAGUCCGAACAAGCCCUCUGAAUGAAGAUGUUUUUGCUACAAGAAGUCAAGAAACUAGCAGUGUUGAGAAAGAGAUAAAAGAAUUGCAAGGCCAAAUCUACAAGUUGCUUUUGCAGCCAGUUCAUAGCAACGUUUCUAGUGGUUACGGUAGCCUUGGUAGCAGUGGUUCUUAUGAGCACUACAUCAGUGUAGCAUCUUCAAGCGACUCCAAUGGAAAUUGUGCAGAGGAAACACCAGAACCAGUGACUUUGCAGCAGAUGUGUGCAGAUGUCAACCGGAUAAAGAAUCUGGGACAGCAGCUGUAUAUUGCAUCAAGGAGCAAGCCACAGGAUGGAAACGAACAGCCUAUGGGUUCAGAAGUGCUAGAAGGGAAGAGGCACAGCGCUUCCUGUUUUCUCCCGACCUUGAGAAGUGAUAGCACAGAAGAACUGGGCAAUGCACUUUAUGAUGAUUCAAAGAAGACUCCACAUGUUCCUUCUUAUCAGCAGAUUAAUUGUGUUGAUAGUAUCAUCAGAUAUCUAGAGAGCUGCAGUGUUCCAGUAUUGAAAAGGAAAUCUAAAUCUUCUACAAAUACAUCAUCAUCUUCAGAUGGUGACAAGAAAAACCAGCAAAGACUGCAGGAGGUCAGGGCAUUGGGAGUUAAUUCCCAAACUCCAGUAUUUGCUGAUCAGGAAGAAAUGGUGAAGAAGCAGACCAAUGAAGGCAUUGUGGGAGCUCCUCUGCCAGGCCUGAGCCUGUCCAACAAGUCUCUGAGUGUGGUAUCUGCCACCAGCCAGUGCAGUUACAGCAGCACUAUUGUGCACGUCCCACACCCUGAAUCAGAAGUGACUACAAUGGAGAAUACUCAUGUUGGAAAUGAACACGUCGAGCUGCCUCCUCUGAAUGCUCAGAAUCCUGUUACAGUGGCUGAGGAGUUAAAGCCAGUUGGGUUAACAAAAGAGGCUUUGUCAGUCCACACGCAAAAGGAAGAGCAAAACUACGUGGACAGGUUCCGCAGGAGGAUCUUGCUCUCUCCGUUUAGGACUUGCCUUCAGUGGGAUAGCAGAAGUAACAAUGGGCAUUCCUAUGACCAAGGAAAUUCUCCUUCUAAGGAGAUGACUCCAACUACCUGUAAAAAUGGCAAAAAAGGAAAAUUCAGACAACGGAAGCCUCAGAGACAGUCCUCAGAUAGACGAUCUUGUAGUAAAAACAGAAACGGUCUUCAAUGUGAGAAGAGAAGAAUUCAGAAGCAGUCACUUUCUCCCUCAGAAAUGUCCUGUUUAAGGUCCUCCAGUACGAAUUGCUUUCCUCCUGUGGGAUUUCCUGUCUAUUCAGAUGCACUGUCUAGUUUUCCGGCCUCUUCUACAGGAGAGGAACUUGCUAUUUGCUCAACAAAACCUGAGCCCAUGUCACUGUCACAGCUGUGCUGUGGAGCACCAUCAUUUCCAGCACUUUCUCCCCCAAACAUAGGGAUGUUUAUGGCUGUGUUUUUUCACAAUUUCCCUGUAUAUACUCAGAUGCCUCAGUAUGCCUUUCUUCCUAGCCCUCAGAACGUUUAUCUCCCUUCUUCAUAUCCAUGCUCUACUCUACCUCCUGCCCCUCCUCCUCCAGCUCCAUCACCAAUAGCCCCAAUCUCUGCGGAUCAGUCCUGUCCGGCCUCUUCUGCCACAUCCACUGAGGAGCAGCCGGAGGGCCAACAUGGCUGGGCCUUACAGCUGAGUAGUUCACGGAGCAGCUCCCCGCUUCAGCUGAAUUUGCUUCAAGAAGAGCUGCCAGAAUCUGUGGAGCCUUCAGUUAACACUGAUUUUAAAGCAAGUACAGAAGCUAAAUGUGACGAUAGUCGGGAAGAUAGUGGUAACAGUGCUAGUAGCCAUUGUGCUUCAUGUGAAUUUACUGACCGCUUGCUGCGUGAGGACGCCCAGUCAGGCGCGGGUUCAGCAGCAUCAGGCAGUGGAUUGGCUUUAUCUAGUUCUUUAGGCUCUCGCUCCUGUGAAACUUCUGGUGGUGGCACAGCAGGCAGUAGGAAAAGCAGCAAGUAUUUUGCCAGUAACGAUUCUUCUGAAACUUCCAAAACAGAGACUAAUCAAGAAGCAAAAGAAAAACAGACAUCUCAUAAAUCUAAACAUGAGUCAGCCUGGGUGACGAUGGAUCGCACACCUGAGCAAGUUCUAAUGACGUACCAAAUGCCUCACAGAAUUAAAGAGGAAGUUUUAAAAGAGGAUAUGGAGAAGCUGGUAGUCAUGCGACAGCAACAGCCUUGGUUUUCAGAUAGGCAAAAGAGGGAGCUUGCAGAAGUGCAUACGUGGCUCCGGACACAGACUGUCCCACUACAAAUCAACACUCAAGGAUGUGUUACGUGUGACAUCAGGGAAGCAACUUGUGAGGCUGCAAUGGCUGAUGACAAUAUGGAAAACAAGGGAAAAUCGCUUCCAGUCUUGGAACACUGAAGACAUCCCUGCCUGUGACAGUAAAACUGGUUGGAAUAAUUCCCAUUCCCUUUUCCUUUGGCUUUGCAAGAUGCUAGCAGCAAAUCUCUCCAGCUGUCUUCUCCCACCAUGAGCAAUCAUACACAAAACUAAACCUUUCUCCAUUACUCCCUUUGCUCCUGGCAGGAUUUUGAAGGCAAUGUUUCACUGGGAGGUUGUUUGUGAUGUCAGGAAGGACAACUUGACAAGAACGAAUGAUUGUGGAUGGAUUGUUUCUAACUUCUGAUUGCUCAGUGCUGAGCAAAAUAUAAAGAUUUUUUUUGUGUUGUGGUGGUGCUGUACUGUUUGUUUUUUGUUGUUUUUUUUUUUUUUUUUUUAACUGAACGGGUAAGAGUUUGAAAAGAUGCAGUGGUUAUGAGCUUACAUUGGCACAGCCCUGUUUGUUGUCCAUCGAGGUAGAUGUAUUUGUACCAGUGAAUCUGAGCUACAUCAGAACAUCCUUCAAUUUUGUUUAUUCAGUCUGCAAAGAUCUAAACUAGGGGUUCAGAAGAUGCUUUGAGGCUUUAAGUUCUGCAGAAUACCAUAGCCUUUUAAUGAGUGACUGAAAACUGGGUAAGUUACUGGGCAUCAAAAUACCUUUCUUCAGCUUGUGACCAUCAAAGAAGUCCAAUAAACUGAAGUGAAAAAGAGCAAAGCUAUUCCUUAUGCUUCUCACAAGUAUUUUUUGAAUGUUGUUUUUCAGCUUUUUGUGUGAUGUAACUCAUCUGUUACAUGAAAGGUUUUCAGUUUUAUUUACUAAUGAGCUUCUUGUUGAGUAAGUUAAAUAAUACUUCGACUUCAGAUAAGUGGAAGAAAUAUAAAUUUAUCUAUAGGCUUUUCCUAUUUUUCUAAUCAAUUCAGUGGAAAUCUUUGUCACUGAAGCUUAUUUCAUGGAAUGUUAUUUUUAUUGUAUUUUAAGUGUUCAAGACUAUUUCAACUCGGGCAGUGUUGUUUUUUACAGUAUUUCUGCUCAUUUUGUUUAUAUAUACUGCUUUCUCUUUAUUCUUAAGCUGCACUUCUUUGGUUUUCAUCUUGAGCUUUUCUUUCUUAACUGUUGUAAAUCAGCAAAGAUUCAUGCAUUCUCAGUAUCUCAUGUGCUUGAAGUUUAAAUGCUUUUUAAAAUAAGAAUCCUCAAUAGAUGCUCACAUACAGAAAGUUAUACACUUGUAGGAAAGUCCCCAACUUGCACAGUAAGUGUGGUACCUUACCCAUGUUUUUACUUCCAGCACUUUCCAAACAUGGAAUGUGGGUUUUAUAACCUCACUGCCUGAAACAUGUGCUCUAAAACCUGUAGUAAGAUGCUUUUUGUAUGGGUUAUUUCCCUAGCAGGGAAGGUUCUUAACUAACUUAUUUAACUUAAUUGAAUCAGUUCUGGUUAGCUGUACUUAAAUUCACUGCUUUAAUAUGGUUUGAGGCUUAGUGAAAUAAUCUGUUUCAUACAGUGAAGUGAAUAUUCCAAAUAAGGCCAUUUAUGUCCUUCAGGAGAGUUUAAAUGUGUAAGCCAGAAGAAAAGUGAGAUUAGUUAUAAUGCUAAGACAUCUGUUUUAUGGAAGAACAAGACUUAGUUUUGGAUAAUGAUAACUUAGUCCUAAUAACUUGAAUAAUCCCUUUAAUUCAUAGGUCUGGGGAUGUGUCCUUAUCCCUCUUGUAUGGAGAGGCAGAGGCACGAAGGACGUGCACAGGUGCACAGCCCCACUUCAUACAAACCCAGGAGUGUGGCCAGGGAUCUUGGUUCACUCUGUCCAGUGCUGUCUUUGCUGUAAAUGGUCAAGAUUCUCACCUGGACACACAAAUUGUUAUUAUAGUGUUUCUUCUUGGAGAAUGUUAACCCUUCCUGUGCUGACUAUUGCAUGAACCUGUGCUCAGUAGAUCCAUAUGAAAGCUGAAAUCCUGGACAGUUUUUACAGUGGUGUGACCACUGUAGCCCACUGUCAUCACGUGCAGUGCAGGAGCACGAGCCUUGGAGUUUAAAUACGAAGCACAUAAUCCUGGCUCAAGCUUAGGUGCAAGAUUCUUUAAGAGAAACCAAGUGGUGAAUGGGUGCCUUGUGUGAUAAUGACACUGAAUCGUUUGCUCAGGAUCACAGUCUUAUCUGCAAAACUGAAUUUAAGACAAAAAACAGUUUUCCAAACUGUUCUUUACCCCAUUGAAACAGCAACAUCUAGCAACAAAGUGCCUUAUCAGGCCUCUUGGGAAGGACCUUGUUUCUGUAAGCUUUUAGGAACGGAUGGUUUUUACUUCAGCUGAUGUCAGUUUUUCACUCUUCGUAGCCUGCUGAAGUAGUCACAGUGAAACAGUUGUGAUCUGGAAGAGCGACGGAGUAAAUACUGCAGCCAGAUGUGCACUGUUUUGUGUGACUUUGUUUUGGCUGAUAUAGUUAAAAUACUAGAGACAGUUUAAAGCUUCUCAAAGUUCUAGUUUUUAGUCACCAAAGGGGAUAAACUCAAGUACAGCAAUGUCACAGUUCUGGCCCCUGUGGGGGUUUCAGCAGUUUGGAUUAAGCAGGCUGCUUUUUUCCUGUUCAAAAUUAGUUUUAUGUUUAAAAUAAGCUAAUUGCUGUGCAGAUGCGUCAUGGCAUUGGUAUGAACAGAAGGGGGACCCCAGUGUUUUUUUGCAGCGUGUGAUGAAUGUGUUGGUGAGUUUAUCCUCCAGCUGAAUCAAUUUUAAAUCACAAUUGAAUGAAUACUUGCAUUAGUCGAUAAGAAUAUUUCACUGAAGUAUUAUUCAGCUGUGGUUUAAUUUGCAGUUGUGAUUUUUCACUGUACAACCUGGAAGGACACCUGUUUUUAUAAACAAAACAAAAAAACAUCCAAUAACUUUUUGAAGCAUGUUUGCUUUUGUUAUUGGGUAAUUUCUGGAACAUUCAGUAUUUUGUAGGUGCAGUGAAAAUGAUCCCCAUUGCUAUUUAUGCUGUUGGUUUUUUGUUGUACUUUUUGUGCGUUGUUUUCCAGGAUAUGCUAUUUUGUUUCUGUACGUGUCCCAGCUAGAGGGGCACAAACACUGAAUGUGAAGGAUUAUUGCUGGAUGUAUGAAGUGCUCAGCUUUGGUGUGCACAGUUGAAAGCUUCUGUCUCUCCCUGAGUUUGUUAGAGAAGAGUAAAUAAACACUGUGAGAGCACUUGAGCCUCACCAUGCUAAAAAUUGUUUUCUAGAGAAAACAGAAGCAAUUCGUGGGUUAUCACAGAUGUGUCUCCUCGAGCAAGAAAGCUCUUAAUUGCAGAGAAACAAUUUGCUGAUCAAAAGUGAUCAGUUUGGCUUGAGUGCUCUUCCUGCACUCCUGUUGGGAGGAAAGCCUGAGGUGGAAGCUGUCGAGAGCUGUAGUUACAGCAGCACUGGGGAGAAGCUGAGUUUGCUGCUUCUCUGUCAAGAGCUGGGCAGGCUCCCUGGUCUCAGACACUGGAGAUAACUUGCAGUGCUUGUUUUUUCACUUAUUCUUCAUUAUUUUAUUUAGUUUGUUUGCCAUUUUGGAAGAGGCUUUAACAGUUGUUCUUCAAGUCUUCAUAAGCUGGAUACCUUUUCCUGCCUCUGAGAUAAAUGAAUAACUAUUGAAGAUUUAGAUAAAUUUGAAGCCUUUUCCUACAGGUUUUUAUUGACUGAUGAGGUGGCAGGGAAGGAGUAAUUUCCAGUCAGACACUGACUUGUUGCACUGUGUAAGAGGAAGACAAAUGUUCAGAAGGCUUGAUGUACCUAUGUACUAUGCAGUGCAUCCAGCUACUCUGCAUUCGUGAGGACAUUUUUCUUUGUUACAGCUGGUUUCAUCUAUCUUAUGACUUAUCUGAUGUGAACGAGUUAUAUCGAGCCUGUAGGCCUUGUCUAGGCAGAACAGGUGGAGAUUUAUGAGGUAUGUGCUACAUUGAUCUCAGUUAUAUGUAUCUUAGGCAAAGUUUAAUUCAAGCUUUCUGAACCUUGAUUAGUGUGAGGUUUAUGCGAAGUACAAAGUGAACGAAGUAGGACUUUGCAGCUCAAACUAUUGGUGUGUAUCAUGAAGACUGAUAUUGCCUAGAGACAGUUCUUGAGUCUCUAGCUUUAUUCAUUGCAGACACUAUCAGGGUGUACCUGGGACUGAGAUAAAGUGUGCUAGGGCUCAGGAAACAAAGGAAUCUUAGAAUGUCUCAUGUUGGAAGGGACCCUCGGGGAUCAGAUACAACCUCUGGCUCCUCGCAGGGCCACUCAGAACUCAUACCCUGUGUCUGAGAGCACUGUCUGUAAUGCUUGAAUCCAGGAGUCUUGGUGCUGUGGCACCUACCCUGGGGAGCCCUUUUCGUGCCCACUGCUCUGAUCAGAAGAGACCUAGUUUAUCAUUCUCUCUAUGAACGUCUGUAAUGGGCUUGUUUAAGCUUUUCAGUAGUUUUUCUUCACUAUCUUUGGGUAUUGGAAUUCUGCUGUCAAGUCAUCUCAUUCUCCACUGACAGUUUGCACUGAGUUCAAAGUCCUGUCAUUGACAGCAUUACUGUUUACAUUCUGCUGUAUUUGAUCAUUUUCAGCUACAAUUAGCAAAGCUUUUGUUAUGCACUGGCAAUUCUGUUGUCUUAAGCAGCUGGGGCUGGUCAAGGUGCUGCAGAGAAACAGACUUGGUCAAACUGUAUUUGUGAGUGAUAUUUCCAGAGGCUGUAGGAAUAGACGCUUGAUCCUGACAUGUGCUUAUUUUGUAAGGGUGCCUCAGGAAUGACAGGAGGGGACUGGGUACCACCUGUGCUGCCAUCCUUCACUAGCAUUAUCAGAGCCCGCCCUUCCCAGCAUUUCCAAUUGCAUCAAGGGAUCAAAUAAUGAAGGAGAAGCUCCUCUUACACGCA
Molecule: messenger RNA, 8396 nt
Organism: Lagopus muta (rock ptarmigan)
Lineage: Eukaryota; Metazoa; Chordata; Aves; Galliformes; Phasianidae
Gene: PER3
Product: period circadian regulator 3
Exons: 21
Coding region: 203-3586 (1127 amino acids)
Biological process (GO): negative regulation of transcription by RNA polymerase II; entrainment of circadian clock by photoperiod; circadian regulation of gene expression
Cellular component (GO): cytoplasm; nucleus
Molecular function (GO): transcription cis-regulatory region binding; transcription corepressor binding
Source: RefSeq, a predicted model, not a curated record